UCCAUAACCACCGCCACACCAAUUAACCAGCUCGCCGGAAAAUGGAAAACCCACCUACAAAACCCGACGGCGAAACGAACUCCGUCCGACCAAUAAAAAUCUCCGGCCGUUCCCACGGUGACAUAGCCCGCUAUUACUUCCGCCAGGUGAAAGACAGCCUAACCACCAGACUCUCCAAGUUCAUCAUCGCAAUCGUCUUAGGCUUUCUCUUCGUCAUAGCCCUCAUCGCAUUCAUUUUGUGGAUAAGCCUCCGGCCCCACCGCCCCAGAGUCCGGGUCGAGUACUUCUCUUUUCCGGCCCUGGGUAACGGCGCCGGCGCCGGCGCCGGCAGAGAUGCCCAUACUAUUACCUUCAACGUGACGGUGAGAAACUCGAACCAGAAUAUCAAGAUCCACUACGACGCCGUUCUGGUCAAGGUUUCCUACGACGGCCAGACGAUCGGGAACGCUUCUUUCCCGAGACGGUUCUAUCAAGGGGCGAAGAACACGACGGUUUUCGCCGGGUCGAUCACCGGGGCGGCGCUGAAUGCGAGUAGUCAGCACUGGACGCGCCUGGUGGCCGGCGCGUCGCGGGGUUUGGUGGUUUUCGGGCUGGACUUGACGUCGACGAUCUGGUUCAAGGUGGGGUCUUCUUUUAAGUCGAGAAAGCAGAGGAUGCAUACGAACUGUGGGGUCGGGGUUGGGACAGAUGGCAUGCUCGCAGCAGCUUACAAAGACAGGAUUUGCCCUAUGUAUUUUAAUUAGCUAGUGUUGGUGCUAUUUUAUUUUAAAUUUGAAAUUUUUAUUUCGUACAUAUUUUUUUUUUAUAUUAAUUUGUGUCAUAAACAAAAUUAUAUUGGGUAUAUUAUACACAUUGACAUGUACAAGAAGCAAAAUUGUUUCAAUUCUCUCCAUUAUUGAAGUUAUUACAGACCAAAAACUUGG
Molecule: messenger RNA, 923 nt
Organism: Cuscuta epithymum
Lineage: Eukaryota; Viridiplantae; Streptophyta; Magnoliopsida; Solanales; Convolvulaceae
Source: the annotation of a GenBank genome assembly